Molecule: messenger RNA, 2707 nt
Organism: Vigna radiata var. radiata (mung bean)
Lineage: Eukaryota; Viridiplantae; Streptophyta; Magnoliopsida; Fabales; Fabaceae
Product: putative serine/threonine-protein kinase
Exons: 2
Coding region: 1247-2398 (383 amino acids)
Biological process (GO): protein phosphorylation
Molecular function (GO): ATP binding; protein kinase activity
Source: RefSeq, a predicted model, not a curated record
GUUAAUGGACUUUACUUAGAGGACUUAAAAGUUAGUAAGGAUUUAUGUGGUUCAUAUUUUUCUCACAAUGAUGUUAAAAAAAUGAUGAAAAGAAAGAUCUGAAAUAUAAAAUAUUAAGCAUGUCUUUAUAUUUUACGGAUAUUGCUGGAAAUUAAUUUUACCCAAGGAAAUCAUUAUUUUCUAUUAAGCUUAGAACUAUUGUUCUCACUGUAAUAUUUUGGGCUGGUAAACAGAAAGGGAAUCGUUUCCUGCACCACCAUUGUUUUCUUUUCUGCACCCUAAUACUCCCAAAAAUUAUUUUCCGGAAUACAAAAACAGUUUGGGUUUUUUUAAAUUGAAUCGAACAUGAUAACUUCCUCUUUUUAAAUUUUCUGCGGAAUUUCGAAAUAGUAAAAAAAUUCUGCCUCCAUUGCCAGUUAAUUAGAAAGAAGACUAAUUGCACAUUGUUUACUAUAAUUAUGAAUUUUUAAAAUCAAAAGUGCACAAAAUAGUAUUUAUAGCGCCCUAAUACACUAUUUGUGGCCAGUACACUCUAUUAUAAUAUAUAAAUCAAACUACACAACCAUGUCACUUUUUCCAUGUCAACCUUUAAUUUAUGUAUCAAUUUCUUUGCAUUCCCAUUUUCUACCACAUCCCUCCUCUAUGUUGUACUCAAUCCAUCUCCUAUUACCUCAGCUAUAUAUUUUUUUUUAUUUGAAUUUUUUGCCUCAGGUAAAUUUCGUACCUAGAGGAACACCGUUCUUUCAUUGUGAAAUCAAGUUUUUGAUACUCAGACCAUGGAAUUUAAAUGAUCCUUCCUUCCUCUAUAUCAUUCCCCACUUCCAUUCCCAUUUCAUACAAGUUCACUUUCGACAAAACAACUUUGUAAAAGGCUUUUCAAAUACGUAGGUUGGAUGUUAGAUCAUGCUUUCUCUUGAAUAUGUGCCUAAUAGUUACGAGGGAAGGUUCCAUGAACUACAAAUGCGUUUCACUAAUACAACAGGAAGAUGGUAUUAAGAAAGUAGACAUCUAAAACGUAGUAUUUGGUCCAUUUGGGAGCAUAACUCAAUCAAUCAAUGAUGAAUUUCGGCAUCAAAGUAGUUCAUAAGAUAUGCCGGCAUCACGUCACAUCUAAAUGGUGGAACGGCCACGUGGUUCCUUUUUUCAAUAAUGCCAAGACUUGUGCAUCUAAAUUACAUUACUUUUUCUUUUUCUUCCAACUUGUUCCUCUCUAUCAUUCUACUCCUCCCAACUCAUCUCUUGUUUCAUGUCAACCAUUCUUAUCAUCAUCAUCGGGGUCUUUUUUGUGAUAUUCUGUAUAUUGAUAUGGCUACAACCCAAAUACCCCCCAGGAGUGCUUACUCCAGAGUCACGAUUUAUGACACUUGCUAUGGAUAGAUUUUUGAAUGAUAUGGAAAGGGAGAAGCCAAUCAGGUUCACUGACCAACAUCUAAGAAUUGCAACUGAUAACUACUCUUACUUGUUGGGGUCAGGAGGUUUUGGAUCAGUCUAUAAGGGAAUUUUUAGCGAUGGAACCAUUGUGGCUGUGAAGGUUCUGCAUGGGCGUUCAGACAAGAGAAACGAGGAGCAGUUUAUGGCUGAAGUGGGAACAAUUGGCAAAAUUCAUCACUUCAAUCUGGUUCGGCUAUAUGGGUUUUGCUUCGAGAGAAACUUGAUAGCACUGGUUUAUGAAUACAUGGGAAAUGGUUCUCUUGACAAGUAUCUUUUUAACCAAAACAAUGUCAUAGGAUUUGAAAGGCUUCAUGAGGUUGCAGUUGGGACAGCCAAAGGCAUUGCUUAUUUGCAUGAAGAGUGCCAACAAAGAAUAAUACAUUAUGACAUCAAACCAGGAAAUAUUCUAUUGGAUGGAAGCUUCAAUCCUAAAGUAGCUGAUUUUGGUUUAGCCAGGCUUUGCAAUAGGGAAAAUACUCAUCUAACCAUGACAAGGGGAAGGGGAACUCCUGGUUAUGCUGCACCUGAACUCUGGAUGCCAAAUUUUCCUGUGACUCACAAGUGUGAUGUUUACAGCUUUGGAAUGCUGUUGUUUGAGAUCAUAGGAAGGAGGAGAAACCUUGAUGUUGAAGUUGUUGAAAGUCAGGAGUGGUUUCCAAUGUUUGUAUGGAAAACAAUUGAUGGUGGAGAGUUGGAGGAGUUGAUAACAGCAUGUGGGAUAGAGGAGAAAGAUGGGGAGAUAGCUCAGAGAAUGGUUAAUGUUGCUCUGUCGUGUGUUCAGUAUAGGCCUCAUUCAAGGCCUUUGAUGAGUGAUGUGGUAAAAAUGUUGGAAGGUUCAGUGGAAGUUCCAAAACCUUUGAACCCAUUUCAGCAAUUUAUGGAUGGGAAUUUCCCUGCUCAUACAACAGAUACUGGUGGCUCUUCUGUUGUUGUAACUGACUCUAGCAUUGUACAUGCUACUACUUGAUGGAGCAUUUCAUAGGUUAAACGAUGUGUAAAAUAUUUUCCUUUCUUCUUCUUUAUUAUGUUGAAAAUAACUGUCCAUAAUGUUCUUUUCAAUUUGCCUCUGAACUUUUUAUGAAUGAACUGCUAUGUAUGUAUACAAGUGAAGCAAACUGUUAGCCUUUUCUCCAUGCAAAUGUGAGAAUUUCUUUUUUGGCAACUCGUAGUACACCUGCUAAUGGAUGAAUGUCCUCUGACCCUACAUAUCAUAACAAUCAAACUUUGAAACAGUUUCCCAGUUUAUUUAGUUCUUAUCGUUCCAAUAACAUUAGCU